AUGGGAGAGGGCUCCAAGAUCUCUAAUAUCACUGACGCUCUGUCGUUGAACCAGCGUACCUGGACCUGGAUUACCGGACAGGAACACGAGCUGGCCAACGACGACCUCUUGAUACCCAUUCGCCCGAUUGUGACGGUCAAUAGAGGCUUGUUGCCUCUUAUCAAAGGAUACACCGAGCUUCGCGACUUCGUCAGAUCCUUUCACCAUGAUAAGUGGGGCCCCAACAACACGGCCAGAGUCAAGAACAUCUGCUUGAGCUGGAUUGAUCAUCUCUACUCUGCCAGCGCCGCCAUCAGAAUGGCCACAUCUCCUCCCUCCGCCCUCGCCAAACACGGUCACCACGACCGCCUCAUUCUGCUCUGGCCUGCCACACUGGACUACGNNACAAGGAAGUCUGGUAAAAGCUCACAACCAUUAAGCACGUCGUCCGGAAGCUGCUUCUGGGCCACAGGGGCCUGCUCUGCGAGGAUAGAUGCCGUGACUGCUGGACAGGUCCUGCACUUUGGCCGCUUCACUGAUGCGGCUGCCAAGUUCAAGUCAGGCGACACAGGGACCCCGGAGAUUGAUGCUGGGAAACGGCUGCUCUACUCAUGUCUGCAUACUGCGGGCCAAGUACUCGGAGCCGCCACUCGAANNAAGCUGCUGUAG
This is a messenger RNA of Aureobasidium vineae, 648 nucleotides long. Lineage: Eukaryota; Fungi; Ascomycota; Dothideomycetes; Dothideales; Saccotheciaceae. The record is from the annotation of a GenBank genome assembly.